Messenger RNA from Ostreobium quekettii, 933 nucleotides. The record is from the annotation of a GenBank genome assembly. NCBI's taxonomy places the organism in Eukaryota, Viridiplantae, Chlorophyta, Ulvophyceae, Bryopsidales, Ostreobiaceae.
AUGGCCACGGAGAGUUCCCCCAUGUUCGGUGCGGAAGGGGACUGCAGCGAGGUUUUGGAGGAGCUGAUGUGGAGGGACACGGGGGAGAACCUGGCGAUGUCAAAGCACAGCGAGAAGGUGAUUGAGCAGAAGGAGCAGCAGCUAAAGGAAUCCAUCCAGCGUAACUACUCAAAACUGAAGGGCGUCGAAAAGGAGUUGGAGGGCCUUCAGUUGCAACUGCGACUGACCUCUGGCCCAAAAAAGUCGGCCCUUGAGCUCAUCCGCAGGAAGAUUGAAGCCCAGAAUGAGAAGGUGCUGGCCUCACGCUCGAAGGUUGCUGCCGCCAAGCGGUUCCUUGCAGUUGCAGAAGCAGAGUUGGCGGGCGCACAGUCUGUGAAGCAGCAGCUUUGUGGAGAGCUCAACAUGCUGGUGCACCAGAGCACACACCUGCAACUAGCCAAGCUUGAGGAGCUGUCUCAGCAGCUGGACGGGUUGGAGGCAGCGUCCACAUCGGCAGGGAGCGAGGAGGGCAGCGCUUCAGCCCAGAGUUUCCGGCCAGCCGCUAGCAGUGCAGAUGCCAUGCCAACCUUUAGCUGUGACGCCAACAAAAGACAGGUGGUGCCUGCAGCCGAAGCAGUUAUCGACACAGCCCUAGGCAGUGUGCAGCUCAACCCAAACAGGCCAGAAGCUUCUCAAAGGCAGGAGCCUGUAUCUUCGAAUGCCCAGGCAGGGGGCCCUGGACAGGUGGACCCACGGAACCUGCCCCUGAAACACCCCAACGGGCUGUCUCCCAUUCGCACCUCUGCUGCACAACAUCACAAGUCUGCUAGGAGAGGCAUGUCAGCGCCCGCUCUGCGGCCACCUGGCAGACCCUCUCCCAUAGUGACUCAAGGCGUGUCUGAGAUCGCUCAGAAGAAUUCCUCUUCUGCAAGUUUCAGCGGGUUUGCUGUUUAA